CUCCCUGAAACAACCACAACCACGCCCCCUACCACAACACCACCUACCACAACAACUCUCCCUACAACUCCACCUACCACAACGCCCACUACGACAACUCCCCCUACCACAACAACUCUCCCUGAAACAAUUGCACCUACAACACUCCCUACAACAACACCUACCACAACAACGCCCCCUACCACAACUCCCCCUGCCACAACUCUUCCUACCACAACAACUCUCCCUGAAACAACCACAACCACGCCCCCUACGACAACUCCCCCUACCACAACAACUCUCCCUGAAACAACUGCACCUACAACACUCCCUACAACAACACCUACCACAACAACUCUCCCUGAAACAACCACAACAACGCCCCCUACAACGACUCCACCUACCACAACAACGCCCCCUACAACGACUCCACCUACCACCACAACUCCACCUACCACUACUACGCCCCCUACCACAACUCCCCCUACCACAACUCUUCCUACCACAACAACUCUCCCUGAAACAACCACAACCACGCCCCCUACCACAACACCACCUACCACAACAACUCUCCCUACAACUCCACCUACCACAACGCCCACGACAACAACACCAUCUACCACAACAACUCCCCCUACAACAACAACUCCACCUACCACAACAACGCCCCCUACGACAACUCCCCCUACCACAACAACUCUCCUUGAAACAAUUGCACCUACAACACUCCCUACAACAACACCUACCACAACAACGCCCCCUACGACAACUCCCCCUACCACAACUCUUCCUACCACAACAACUCUCCCCGAAACAACCACAACCACGCCCCCUACGACAUCUCCCCCUACCACAACAACUCUCCCUGAAACAAUUGCACCUACAACACUCCCUACACCAACACCUACCACAACAACGCCCCCUAUAACAACUCCACCUACCACAACAACAACAACAACGCCCCCUACGACAACUCCCCCUACCACAACUUUUCCUACCACAACAACUCUCCCUGAAACAACCACAACCACGCCCCCUACCACAACACCACCUACCACAACAACUCUCCCUACAACAACACCUACCACAACAACGCCCCCUACAACGACUCCACCUACCACAACAACAACUCCACCUACCACUACAACGCCUCCUACCACAACUCCCCCUACCACAACUCCACCUACCACAACAACUCUCCCUGAAACAACCACAACCACGUCCCCUACCACAACAACUCUCCCUACCACAACAACACCUACCACAACAACGCCCACUACAACAACUCCACCUACCACAACAACAACAACGCCCCCUAUGACAACUCCCCCUACCACAACUCUUCCUACCACAACAACUCUCCCUGAAACAACCACAACCACGCCCCCUACCACAAUACCACCUACCACAACAACUCCACCUACAACUCCACUGACCACAACUCCCCCGACAACAACACCACCUACCACAACAACUCCCCCUACAACAACUCCAGCUACUACAACAACUCCACCUACCACAACAACGCCCCCUACGACAACUCCGCCUACCACAACAACUCUCCCUGAAACAACUGCACCUACAACACUCCCUACAACAACACCUACCACAACAACGCCCCCUACGACAACUCCCCCUACCACAACUCUUCCUACCACAACAACUCUCCCUGAAACAACCACAACCACGCCCCCUACGACAACUCCCCCUACCACAACAACUCUCCCUGAAACAAUUGCACCUACAACACUCCCUACAACGCCCCCUACAACAACUCCACCUACCACAACAACAACAACGCCCCCUACCACAACUCCCCUACCACAACAACUCUCCCGAACAACCACAACCACGCCCCCUACCACAACACCACCUACCACAACAACUCUCCCUACAACUCCACCUACCACAACGCCCACUACGACAACUCCCCCUACCACAACAACUCUCCCUGAAACAACUGCACCUACAACACUCCCUACAACAACACCUACCACAACAACGCCCCCUACAACGACUCCACCUACCACAACAACAACUCCACCUACCACUACAACGCCUCCUACCACAACUCUUCCUACCACAACAACUCUCCCUGAAACAACCACAACCACGCCCCCUACCACAACAACUCUCCCUACCACAACUCCACCUACCACAACCACGCCACCUACAACAACUCCACCUAUCACAACAACAACUCCACCUACCACUACAACUCCACCUACCACAACGACCCCUGCAACGACUCCCUCUACGACAACACCCCCUGCAACAACUCCACCUACCACAACAACUUUCCCUACCACAACGCCCCCUACCACAACUCCACCUACCACAACGCCCACUACAACAACGCCCCCUACCACAACCACUCCAGCUACCACAACAACGCCCCCUACAACUCCACCUACCACAACAACAACUCCACCUACCACAACGACCCCUGCAACAACUCCCUCUUCGACAACGCCCCCUGCAACAACUCCACCUACCACAACACCCCCUACAACUCCAACUACCACAACAACGCCCCCUACAACAACUCCCCCUACCACAACUCCACCUACCACAACAACUCUCCCUGAAACAACUGCACCUACAACACUCCCUACAACAACACCUACCACAACAACGCCCCCUACAACAACUACACCUACCACUACAACUACACCUACUACAACAAUUCCUAAUACAACAAGCGGAGAACAGAGAGGGGACCCCAACUCCCCUCCCUAUACAACUCCCACUACUACAACUCCCCUCACCACAACAAUUCCUCCUACUACAACUGCCCUCACCACAACAAUUCCUCCUACUACAACUCCCCUCACCACAUCUGCCCCUACUACAUCAACUCCCUUCACCACAACUCCCCUUACCACAACAGUUCCUCUUACUACGUCAACUCCCCUCACCACAACUCCUCUUACCACAACAGUUCCUCUUACUACGUCAACUCCCCUCACCACAACUCCCACAACUACCCCACCCACUACCACAACCACAACUACCCCUACUACAACAAAAAUGCCCACUACCACAACAUCUCCCACCACUCCAACAAAAACGCCCACCACCACAAAAACAUCCUCAACUACAGCCACAAAACCUCCCACCACUACUACAAAAACCACUACAACCCUCACCACCAAAACAACCCGAACAACUUCCCCUGCUAUAACCACAAAAACCACAACCAAAUCUCCCACCACUACCACCACCAGAAAAACUCCCACCACGACAAAAACCUCUACUACAACCACAAUCCCCCCUACCAAAACCACAACCAAAACUCCCACCACUACAACAAAACAGGCCACUACUACAAUCAAAACUACCAGUACUACAACAAAAACAGCUGCUACCACCACCAAAACAACUGCAUCUACUACAACCACAAAAUCUCUUCCCACUACGACAAAAACGGCUGCUACCACUACCACAAAAACUGCCUCUACUACAACCCCAACUCCCACCACCAAAACUGCUACCACAACUCCAAAACCCACUACCACGACCACUAAAGCUACCACUACAAAGAAAUCCCUGUAAUGAAUUAUGGAGUAUUCAACUAACCCUGUAAUCCCAAAUUACAUUUGCAACUGUGCUGGUUAGAUACCCCACGUCCAUUUUAGCAAGCCAUGUGUGAUCUUUAAGCCAAGCUGCAAAUGCUGCGCCUAUCCUGUAAAUCAUAACUUCACUAUUCAUAAGUGGGCACAUUUUCAGAUGGAUUUCCACAACCUCCCAAUGAAAUGACAAAACAAUGGAAAAAUGUUUAACUAUCUUCUAUUUCCUCAUCUUUUGAGUUAGCAACAAAUUUUUUCUGCAUUUGGUGACAUUUACUUUCAUUAACUUGCAAAUGAGGGCAUGGGGGAGUAUUGCCACUCCCAUGCAUCUAUUCAAUAUAAAAUAUUACAUUAUUUACAAAUAAAUAAUCCUUUUUUUUUUUACUAUCUAAUCACAGAUUUUAAGCUGUUGCUGUUUUGAUAUUUGUUGGUGUAUUUAAACCAUUGCAUGUUUGGAUUUGUCUUGCAUAAUGAUGCAGCAGUUGCCUAUAACAAAGAAUUAUUGAAUGUAUGUCAUAUAGUGUAAUAUUACUUAAUUAAUAAAUUUCCCACUAAAAUCUUGGCA
Messenger RNA from Micropterus salmoides (largemouth bass), 4113 nucleotides. RefSeq names its product mucin-2-like. NCBI's taxonomy places the organism in Eukaryota, Metazoa, Chordata, Actinopteri, Centrarchiformes, Centrarchidae. The record is from RefSeq and is a predicted model, not a curated record.